GGUUCACACGUGGUACCGAUACAUUUUGCUUUGACGAAGAGAGAGAGAGAGAGAACACCCUUAAUCAUGGCUGCCGUUGAAGGCUCUAACAGUUACACCUGGUUGGCGGUAAUCUUAAGCGUUCUGACGUUCAUCUACUGGCAAGGUCUCAGUCGUUAUAAUUCGAUUCUUGGUGGCUCUCCUUUGCGGGGCCCAAAAGUAUGGCCAUGGAUAGGCAACCUCCUCGAUAUCUUUAAAUAUGGAGGUAUACAUAAGAUGUUCUUAAACUAUUUCCGCAAGUACGGACGAGUACAUACGAUGUGUUUUGGUCGCACACCAGUUAUUGUUGUAAGCGAUCCUGAAAUUGUCAAGCAAAUUUUGGUCAAGGACUUUUAUAAGUUCCCAAAUCGACCUACCUUCAUCAAACCGAAUCCUCCAUUGGAUUCAGGACUGUUCCAAGCGGAGAACAGCAAAUGGAAGCGCAUUCGCACUACAGUGGCUCCAACGUUUACAGCGAGCAAACUGAAAGAGAUUGUGCCGAUUAUAGACGAUGCCUCGCAAAAGCUUAUGGCCAAAAUGGAAAAGUUUGCCGAAACCGGUAAGUCUGACAUUUUGGGUGUAUUCAUAGAGUUACGUAAUAACGGGAAUGCCGCCAAGCCUUAAAAGAAACUAGUAUCCAACUGUCGUAGAUCAACUUUCCUUCAUGAAGAUUUUUUAAGUUAGCAAUUUUGUUUUCUCGAUCAGAAAUUUUCUUGAGAGCGAAUGCUUGAGACGCUGAGAAAAUUUAUUUCUCUGAUACAAUCUUUCAGCCUGUUUGAUCACGACGUCUGUUAGUCAGGUUGCUUUCAAUGGCCUCUUUUGUUUGGAUGGAUCGAAAUAGAAUUUGCCCUGACGAGGGGUUACCAACUCACACGAAAGGGACGGUUUAUUGUUCUCGUUUUGCUCACACCAUUAUUUUGCUUUCGAAAUAAGAGUUUCUUCUCGGCUUCGGAAUCUUGGUACUUAUUUUUGUGUGGGCAGUUGAUUUGUUUAUUCACGGUAAGGACAGGCCUGAACUUGUAGGAAAUGCAAUGAUAUACUCAUGUCAGCCUCAUUUGAAUAACACGUCCAAACCUGUAUAACCAAUGAUGCGUUCAGCCUCAUUAUCAUUACACGUCUGAACCUGCCCGAAGUUAUAAGUGUCUUUUAAAAGCGAGGUCACGCAACUUUUAGGCUGACUCAAGUCGGUACUUAACGAUGAGCCGAUUUCAACGCAACAUCUCUGCGUUAAAAAUGCACUGUCUGAUUUUUUUCGAAAUUUGACAUUCCUUUCCGGCAACAAGUUGCAAGGUUGUGAAAGCCGUUCGAAAACCAGUUACAUUGUUUCCAGUAUUUUUGUAUUGCGCUAAGAAUUGACCGGCGUAAUUAACUCAACAAAGGUGCCUUAAUGCUGUUCCGUGUAACGUGUUAAAAAUUUGCGUUUGAGAUCAGCCGGUGAGUGAGUGAUAUUUCAGUGAGCGGGGUUCGGAAAGAGUGCGGACCGCAUUAUUUGCAGGUUACAGCUUCCUCUUCAGCUUUAAUUGAUGUUGCACUGAUCGUUAAUUUCAUUGUCUUUUACAAAUCUUCCAUAGGUGAAUCAGUGGAUGUCAACCGUCUGUUUAGUCUCUUUGCCUUAGAGGUGAUCAUGAAAGCAGCCUUUGGAUUUGACAGCGACGUUCAAAUGAAUCCAGAUCCAGAAUUUGUCGAAAAAGCCAACAACGUCUUUAAAACACCAGUGGUUAUAAGAGUGUUCUCUUUGUUUCCCUUCUGGACCUACUUCAGCCGUUACUUCAGCAUCCUCCAAAAUGUUGAAUAUUUUAUUUCCAUAGCAAAAGAAAUGCUUCAAAAGAGGGCCAAGAAAGGUCCUACUGCAAAGAAAGACUUAGUGGAGCUUAUGAUGGAAGCACAGGAGAACAUCGUCGAUGGAGUCAGCAAGUUGAACGACGAUGAAAUCAUGGCCCAGUCUAUCACUUUCUUGGUGGCCGGCUUUGAGACAACCGGUAGCACUUUGACAAGCACAGCUUACCUCCUUGCUACCAAUCCAGCGGUUCAGGAUAAGCUCAUUGAGGAGAUCGACAAAGCAGAAGUAGAGAUGGCCCGUAACAACUCUUCUCUUUAUGACCAUGUCCAAAAACUCGGGUACUUGGAUCAAGUCAUCUCCGAGGUCCUACGCCUCUGUUCUCCAGCCUUUAAUCUUGUUCGUGGCUGUGAAGAAGAAGUGGUCUACAAAGGCAUCCGGUUUCCAAAGGGAGUUGAAGUCAACAUCCCGUCAUACGUGCUGCACCGGGACCCAGAGGUGUGGAAGAAUCCACUGCAGUUUAACCCUGAGAAUUUCUCCCCUGAAGCAAAAGAAAAACGGAACCCGUAUUCCUUCAUUCCAUUCGGAACUGGCCCACGUCAUUGCCUCGGGAUGCGUUUUGCCCUAUUGGAGAUUAAAGUCGCCCUGUUGAAGAUCUUGCAACGAUUCAAAUUUGAGUGCGCUCCAGAAACCGUGGCUACGCUGGAGCACCGGGCGGUAAUUCUAAUGGCACCAAAAGAUUUGAUAUACCUUAAGAUAAAAGCACGUUAG
Pocillopora meandrina is the source of this 2566-nucleotide messenger RNA. NCBI's taxonomy places the organism in Eukaryota, Metazoa, Cnidaria, Anthozoa, Scleractinia, Pocilloporidae. The record is from the annotation of a GenBank genome assembly.